Molecule: messenger RNA, 687 nt
Organism: Nymphalis io (European peacock)
Lineage: Eukaryota; Metazoa; Arthropoda; Insecta; Lepidoptera; Nymphalidae
Product: piercer of microtubule wall 1 protein
Exons: 3
Coding region: 122-505 (127 amino acids)
Biological process (GO): axoneme assembly
Cellular component (GO): axonemal microtubule
Source: RefSeq, a predicted model, not a curated record
UUUUGUAUCUUUCUGUAACUAUAGAAACCGUUUAAUAUAAAAGUUUUAUUAUAUAUGAUUAAAUAGUUCACGUGUACACAGUUAUCUUAUUUGUUUUUAUGGAUUUUGUUCCUUUUUGAGGAUGAGUCAGGAAGAGCAACCUAAAAAUGUAUCCAAACGAGAGGUUCAGCCUGGUUUCUGUUCUGCAACUUGCACCGAUAGGACAAAUCUUCAACAGGAAAUAAACAAAUCUGAACUAAAGACAUCGGAUUUGUUUCAUACUUGUAACCUGCCGAAGAGAUUUGAGCAUCCUCAUUGGUUCAACGGAUAUGGAUGUCAAGUCAGUAAGCAGCAUCCAUUUUAUAGAACGUCAGCGAGCGAAUACGGAUGGUAUCCACCUGGAUACUACUCAGUGCCUUCUGUGUUCUUUCCCGCCGGCCAAACCUUCACUAACCGUCUCGCAGCCGCAGGCAUGUAUCGCAACUACAGCCUUAACACUGGCAUGGAUCCCGUUGCCUACCGUUAAAUAUUCAUUUGUAAAUUUUUUAUUGUUAAUUUUAUAUUUAUUAUAGAUUUUAUAUCAAUCGUUUAAAUAAUAUUGUUAACAUAUUUUCAUUUCGAUAUAAAGUUAAAUUUAAUUUCUAAUUUUGAAUGUAUCUUUUUAAAGUUCCUUUGUAAAAGGUAACAAAUAAAACGCAGACAUUAUUG